Messenger RNA from Fusarium subglutinans, 225 nucleotides. RefSeq lists its product as uncharacterized. The transcript is spliced from 2 exons. The record is from RefSeq and is a predicted model, not a curated record. Bases 1 to 225 code for a protein of 74 amino acids. NCBI's taxonomy places the organism in Eukaryota, Fungi, Ascomycota, Sordariomycetes, Hypocreales, Nectriaceae.
AUGUCGACUCAAGAAGGUACUUCAAAGGCGAUCCAAGCCCUUCUUGAAGGCAAUGGAUCCAUCAUGUCAAAGGACAAAACCUCAGAGACGUCGGUGUUUCUUGUCAAGUGGAUUAACAAAGCAACUGGAGACAGCAGUCGAGCUCACGUCCCGGAAAGCGAGUUGAGGACAUCCUGUCCCAAGAAACUGGAUCAAUAUUUGCUCAAGGAAGACAAGGCUCAAUGA